AGGGUGUGCUGUUGAUGAAAAUUAAAAUGUAAACAAGAAGAGGAGCAAUCCGGAUUUACUUAUUUUUUGACAGUAUUGCACGUUUUUUCACACCUUUUUGUUUUAAAAAUAUAAAAACCACAAGAAUCAAACACAUUGUGUAAUUGUCAUCUAAUCUGAAAAAUAAAAAGGUACAGUGUGUUGUUAAUGAAACGUAUAUGUGUUCAAUUUUAACACCAAAUUUUGCGCAUGCACGACAUUCCAUACAUGCUUAUUUGCAUACGUAAACAAACAGCGACUUUUACUUUGCGUGAUUAAUCUUGAAAAUACACGAACGAAAGAUCAACAAAACCUAUAGAAAAUGAAGAAAGAAGAACUCUGAAGAACAUAAAAAUGAAUGAAGAUCAAAUGAAAACAGAGAGUAAAAAGAUUUUCCCAUGCAUCCUUUGCAAAAAAAGAACAAGGCCAAAUGACAGAAAAAAAUGUGAGUCAACAGCAAUCCGUCGCUUCCUCAGAAAGAACUUUCUUGGUGAGGCAAACUCAAAUGACAUUUUGUGCAACAAGUGCAGACAUCGCUACCAUGGAAACCAGAAAACAUGCCAGCAGAAGUCUAGUUCCCUUCCUGUGUGUCAGCCUCUACAACCAGGAAUGUGCAGUCCACCAUCUAUAUCUUUGCCUCUCCAGAGAACACCUUCUUCACAUGCUUACUGCUUAAUCUGCAAGCGACCGGGUCCUAAACUUGUUGUCGUGUCUUCAGCAGCUAGAUUUUCAGCCUUUCUUCACCAUGAAAUCAUCAUCCCACCUGGAAGCAGAUGUUGUCCAUCCCACAUUGAUGAAGGAGAGUUUAGACCUGGUGUUUUGACCAAAAUACAGACAUUCGAGUCUUCAUUUGUAAACAAGUCGACAGUGCUGGAACUGAUCCAAAAAAUACGAAAUUAUGCCCUCCAGACCUCAACAAGCAGAUUUUCUUUUGAACUGUCUACCAUGAGCAACAGUGAUUAUAUGGCACUGACUGGUAUCUCUAAAGAAAACUUUGAAGACCUCCAUUCCUUUAUUUCCAGUGAUAUUCGAAACACACAAAACCGGGGCACAAGGAUGUCACUUGGAAUCUUUCUUCUGAAACUGAGAUCAGGAAUGUCAAAUCAACUUCUGGCCACGAUUUUUGGAAUUUCAAAGUCUUCCCUCUGUAGAGCAGUAAAAUCAGUCCGUACAGCACUCAUGAAGUCAUUUGUACCACAUCAUCUUGGACUACAACAUACAACAAGAGAAGAAAUUAUAGAAAAUCAUACAAGACCUCUGGCACAGGAACUUUUUGGUGAUUUUACAAAUAAGAAAGCUAUUGCUGUUUUGGAUGGAACUUAUAUAUAUAUUCAGAAAAGUAACAACUUCCAGUUUCAACGGAAAUCAUAUAGUUUACAUAAAGGCAGGCCCCUUGUUAAACCCAUGGUUGUCACAUCCACAGACGGAUACUUUCUAACAGUCCUUGGACCCUACCUAGCUAGGAAUAAUGAUGCCACUAUCCUCAACCAUAUGCUUCAUACCAAUGUAGAAGAUCUGAAGGGCUGGUUCCAUGAAGAUGAUGUUUUUGUUGUAGACAGAGGCUUCCGAGAUUCAGUCGAUAUGCUCGAGGAGCUGGGAAUAAGGGCCGAAAUGCCUCGCCUGAUGAGCAGAGGGCAGAAGCAGAUGACAACCUUAGAUGCCAAUGCCUCUCGUCUGGUCACCAAGAUUCGUUGGGUUGUUGAGGCAGCCAAUGCAAGGAUAAAGCGAUGGAAGUACCUUGCUCAUGUUCUUCCAACCAAUCAAGUGCCAUUUAUCGGUGACUAUGUGCGCAUCGUGUGUGCCCUCUCCAACCGUUACUGCAAGCCUCUGUCGACAGGAAGUGAAGAUGAAGACAUGGCCCUUGCAUGCAAAAUGAGAAAACUGUCUGCAUAA
This is a messenger RNA of Magallana angulata, 1911 nucleotides long. RefSeq lists its product as uncharacterized. Lineage: Eukaryota; Metazoa; Mollusca; Bivalvia; Ostreida; Ostreidae. The transcript is spliced from 4 exons. The record is from RefSeq and is a predicted model, not a curated record. Bases 373 to 1911 code for a protein of 512 amino acids.